GGUGGGGCUGAUGCUCUGGGAGGGGCCACGGGUCCCCUCACCUCCCUUCUGUGCACACCGGGCUAUCCAAGCGCCCGCGUCUGGAGCAGAGGCCUCGGGGCGGAGUGGGGGGGGGCGCCCAUUCCGCCGGCCAUGGCGGAGCACCUGGAGCUGCUGGCGGAGAUGCCGGCAGUGGCGCGGAUGAGCACGCAGGAGCGGCUGAAGCAUGCGCAGAAGCGCCGGACGCAGCAGCUGAAGAAGUGGGCGCAGUUGGAGAAGGAGGCCCAGGGCAGGAAGGCCAGAGCAGACAAGCGGCGGAAGAGCAGCCGCAAGGAGAAGCGCGUGCUGUUCCCGGAGAGCACCAGGUUACUGGAGGCCGCGUCGCGCAACGACGUGGAGGAAGUGCGCCACUUCCUUCAGAGCGGCAUCAGCGCCAACGUGUCCAAUGAAGAUGGCCUCACUGCUCUGCACCAGGGAAGCAGCCUCUCCAG
Molecule: messenger RNA, 470 nt
Organism: Pelodiscus sinensis (Chinese soft-shelled turtle)
Lineage: Eukaryota; Metazoa; Chordata; Testudines; Trionychidae
Source: RefSeq, a predicted model, not a curated record